This is a messenger RNA of Trichoderma reesei QM6a, 666 nucleotides long. RefSeq lists its product as uncharacterized. The transcript has 3 exons. NCBI's taxonomy places the organism in Eukaryota, Fungi, Ascomycota, Sordariomycetes, Hypocreales, Hypocreaceae. Bases 1 to 666 code for a protein of 221 amino acids. The record is from RefSeq and is a predicted model, not a curated record.
AUGGCCGCACCCAAGAUGACCAUGGCUCUCGCCAGCCUCCUCCUCUCCGGCGCGUUUGCCCAUACUUCGCAGCCGGCUAGCCAGUCCAUCGUGUCCGUCGAGACUCAGCAGCUCGGCACCACCACUUCCAACGGCAUCCUCCUGUAUUCCGUGAACUAUUGCACUGUCUUCCAGACUACCGAGUGCGGUGUCGGUCUGGCUACCGCUACCGAGGCCGUUUCCGUUGCCGCUGAGUCCUCUGCCGGCUACUCUGCCCCCGUCGACUCGAUCACUCAGGCCGUGUCUUCGGCCACCUCUGCUGUCGAAGCGUCUACCGCCCCUGGUGAGCCCAAGCCUACCAUGGUCUGGUCGGAUGCUGCUACCGUUGUGUCUCAGCCUACUGCCACCGUCUAUUCCGUCACGGACAGCAUCGGCAGCUCUGCGGAGACCAACUCGGUCCUUGCCGCCACCGCCUCCGAGGCUACAUCCAGCGGUGCUCCUUCAGCCUCGGGCUCCGUCACGGCCAGUGAGCAGAGCAACGCGACUUCGAUCCUCACUCAUACCAGCGCUUCCGGCAGCAUGACGGCUCCCGCCGCUCCGGACCGCACCAACGCUGGCAUUGUCCUCGAGGCCUUCACCGGAGUGGCCUUUGGCACUGUCGCCAUGGUCAUGGCUCUGUUCAUGUAA